Molecule: messenger RNA, 6905 nt
Organism: Trichechus manatus latirostris (Florida manatee)
Lineage: Eukaryota; Metazoa; Chordata; Mammalia; Sirenia; Trichechidae
Gene: ANKRD10
Product: ankyrin repeat domain 10
Exons: 5
Coding region: 4681-5787 (368 amino acids)
Molecular function (GO): protein binding
Source: RefSeq, a predicted model, not a curated record
CGGCGCGGGGCCCAUCCGGACCUCGGGCGCAGGCGAGCGCGGGGCCCGGAAGCGGCGACGUUUGCAGGCCCGGGACGCAGUCGCCCUUGGCUUAGUUAGGGGGAAUGUCCGUCUGGGCCUGACUCUCCUUGGGUGGGGAGACGGGGUGAAGGUCUUAGUAUUUUGGGGGAAGCCACCUCCACCAAUCUGAGAAUCUUUUGUAUGAAAGAGCUCAGUUACCCGCCCAGGGACGUUUUUGGAGACUCGUGCUGUUGGCGAGGGAAGGCUUUACAAGCCCUGAAUCACUGUUUUCUCUUGUCGUUACGACAACGAAGAGGUUAGGUGUCUCAGGCAGUAAUAAUGGGACUUCCGGGGCUAAAUCCAGUUUGCAUUAGAUGUUAGAAACACUGAAAUUUAUUUUGGACAUUUAUGAAUACUGGUUUUCUCAAUUUAAGUUAGAAGAUAAAGGUUCCUUUUGGAAACGUUUUGUUUCUAAGGUAUUAAAAUGUGCACCACAGUGUUGUUAUUCUCGGUCCUAUGACUAAGUUCUAGGGGUGGGAAUAUGAAAAGCAUUAAUGAGUGUAACAGUCCCAAUAAUUCACAUGCUGUAUAAAUAGCACGCAAAAAUGUUGAGGAGGAACUCUUGAUAAGUAACUGGGAAAGAGUCGUGGUUCUAAAUUUGAGUUUAUCUUUAAGAAAAGCCUCAGCUGUCAGUAUUACAGUAAUGGUGAAAUCCUGGACAUAAAAAGCUUUGAGUGAAUAACCCCUGCGAUGCUGCUUCUAAAUUUAUCUUUCUUUCCCCCAUCAUUCUUGUAAGUGUGAAAAUACUUAACCUGGCUUUGUUUUUUUUUUUUUUUUUUUAAUUUUGAAGCUUGUUUAUGGUAUACUUAAUCAUAUUUAGUUUUGGUCCAUAUUUAGCUGGUAGCUACCUGCAAAUUUCAUCAGAUCGCCCUUGUGAAAAGUACCUCGGAAAAGAUGCAAUAGAUUUCAAAGAAUAAGAUUUUUAAAAAAAAAAAAAUCUUGACAUAAAACUGUCUAGAGUAAGAUUAUAUACACACACCAAAGGAAAUAUACUAGUAUACUAAGUAGUAUAUUCUAACAUUUUCUUGAUAAGUCAGAGUUGUUAACUACACUGUUCUAGCCGUGCAGUUAUGACCUUAGGAACUUUUAGGCAUGAACGGUUGAUUUGUGCAUAUUUUGUGUAUUUGAAAUCAACCCUGAAUUCACUGUAUGAUCUUCACACAGCUUUUGAAGCUGUUUCCUCUCAUCGUAUCUGAUGUGUGACUCUUAAGAACAAGUAUUGCCCCAGUGUUUUUAAUCAUUAAUCCUGGCUUCUGUACAUAGUUCAGUCAGCUUCAAAUGAACAAAGCUUGUAGACUUUAUGACAUCUCUUGCCCUUGCCCUAGUCCUAGUAACAUGAGAUAAUGUACGUAAAAAUCCUAAGGCACACAACUGACCUACUCUCCUUACCACUUUGUCUCAGAGAUAUUUUUGCUUUUUAGUUAAAGGUAAAAGAUGAUUAUGGUUGUUGGUAUAAUUGACCUGAUUAAGUUGGAAAGUCACCAGACAGAUACGUAAGAUGAAUAGUAACACUUUUUAAUGGUUUUAGGGAAUUGUACAGAAUACAGUGUUUGUUUAUGCUUAUAAGAGUUUUUAUCUUGGAAUAAAAGUCCAGUAAAAUUAGUGGUGGUUGUAUUUAUCUUAAAUAUGAAUUACUGUAAAAGGGUAUUGAAUUAAAUAGAAUUAUCUUCUUGGAGAGCCUUUAUAUCUUUUUUUAAAUUUGAAAAUUUGGGAAAAAAUAAGAACGUUACUUUAUAUUUUAAAAAGAUUAGAUAACGCUGUCCUCACUUGUAAAGUCAAAUUGGGUUAUUUGACCGCAGAUGGGUCCCUUUCUGCUCUUAAACUGAGGUUCAUUUUGUCUUUCUGCACAAAGUGACUUUUUUUAAUGAUUAAGGUUUUUGCUUGCCAGAAUUUGAGGACAUUUAUAAGUUUUUUUCCUCUUAGAUGUGAUUGGUUGAAAUAAAGAAAUGAAUAUUCAGAAAAAGCAAAGUCCAGGAUAAUGUAUAAUAAGUUAUUUCCCCUUCAAACCAAACCAAACCAAACCCAUUGUCGUCAAAUCGAUUCUGACUCAUAGCGACCCUAUAGGACAGAGUAGAACUGCUCCAUGGGGCUUCCAAGGAGCGCUAGUGGAUUCGAACUGCCACCCUUUGGUUAGCAGCCGAGCACUUAACCACUGUGCCACCAGGGAUCCAGAAGACCUGAACAUCUUAAUGUUUUUAUUGCCAGCUGAUGAAGUGGUAGCUUACAUUGCGCUUCCCUGGUGCCACAGUCACGAUAGAGUUUCUCUUUUGGGAAACAGUUUCUCAUUUACCUCAUAAAAUGGAAAAUCAGAGACUUACUUUAGUGGAGGAAGUGAAAGAGAAUUUUGACAAUGGGAAAGGGAGAAGCCAGUUAAUCAGCCACAGGCUGUUAGAUCUUUGGCACCAAGUCUCUGAGCUGUGUUAUGACAGCAUGUAGUGCCCGUGAGAAAGCAAUCACUUAAAAACAAAAGUAGAACUCCUCUCCCUCCAGCUUUGAAUGUAAAUGGCUGCAGGCAAUAAUCUGAGGCUUUAUUCCUUCUUACAGGAAACUUUAGGACACUCUUCAAAGCGUUGGUUCUCAAUGUCUUCUGUGUCUCUGCGUUUUAAGGAACAGUACACUCUUCUCCCAGGAUAGUUUUUUUUGAAAAAGGCUCCCCUUUCCUGAUAGAGAAUCAGACUGCUGAUUUUGAUCCUCCCUUCCCUGGCUGAGAAUCGCUCCUUCACAGGAGACACGGUACUGUAUGACAGUCGGCGUACAGUUUGUAGAAUGUCUAAAGCAUCGUUACAGAUGGUCACUUAGAGUAUUUGCUCAUCCAAAGAUGUCUGCAGUUAUCUCUUGAUAAAAAUAACCACAACUGAAUUUACUUUUUCUAAGUUUUGAAGUACUAGUAGAUUAGCCUAGGAGACCGAAUAUUAUAGCUAGAGGCAGUUUACUGUUUUCAGCUGUCCUUAAUCAUUAGGACUAUAGCCUUUUAAAUACAGAAGGGACCUUAGAACGCCUCACAUCUGUCAGGCAAGGCUCUUGGGGCAGAAAUUAGUCCAGGACUCAGGGCCCCAGCUGCCCAAUGCAGUCUUGUUUGUUCUAGUUCGUCAGCGGCUGCCCCCCUUUUACAUACACUUAAAUCUGGCUGUUCUCAGGAGCUUGUGCUGCAGGCUAACCUGGCAUUUAGAGUAUUAUAAGCUAUUCCCAUCUUUCAUGCAAGCGUUCCUAGAAAUAUGCCAGUUGUGCAAAAAGUUACCUAACGUCGUAUAAGGCUUAUUGUUCCCGGAGGACAAACAUUAUUUAAAAUCUCUAAUUACACCUUACUUUUGAAAGAUAUGUUGAACAGUAUCUUCCCAGAAUUCCAAACGGAAUUUCCUGAACUACUAAAGAGAUGGCAGGUUUAAGUGGAGCGUGCUUUCAGCGGAUGUGAAAGGUUAAUCACUUUUGCGUAGCAAGUGAUUUCCGUGGUGGUUUCGCUUUUUGUGCUUGAGACCUGUUCAUCUGUCACUGGUAUCAGCACUUUCUUUUCAUUUUUUUCCCCCCACUCAGUAAAUAAAGGCAAUAUACGAAUACGAAAAUACACGGAAGUCGUCUGUGUUUACCAGCCUUCACUACCAGAGUCAGGUUCCUUGGAGACAGAGCAUGGUUUAAUUAUCUGUGUACUCCCAGUUGCCUAGCAGAGAUCAGCUCACAAAAAUCUUUAUUGAAGUGAUCCAUUCUUUGCAGGGAAAGGCUUAAAUGGCUGAAAGAGGUAGUUACAGAGAUCAGGAGUGAGAUAGAAGUGUCAGUGUGUUUAUUCUUCACUGGAGGCCUGUCCUCCUGAAGAGGAUUGCCUGUGGUCACUAACUCUGCAUUGUGAUCAGUGAGGGGAAAAUGGGGCAGUCCUGGACCACAGAACAAACUGCAAAGCAUGGUGUAAGUCUCUGAAACACCAACUCUUCUGACACAGUGCUUGGCACAUGGUAGGCAGUUGCUAAGUAUUUGUCUAACAUGAACUCCUUCACCCAGGAGCUAGCUUAAUGCCUACGUGGCUCUAAAGUUUCAGCUCACCAGUCUAUACUUCAUUCACCUCGUAGGUACAGAGCUUAGCUGUGCUGUGGUCCUUUCUCGCAUAUGGAUUUCUCUCUACAGUUUGAGGUGACUAUGUGCUGUCCUUCCACCUAGUUCUCCACCUCUGGAGAAUAGGCCUCAGUCAAGUAGUCAUAGAAUGUUGGAUUGUAUAAAGGUGUGUAGAGUAUAUUUGUGUAGAACAUAUAAAGCAAUCUUGAGCUAUAAAAAGUUUAAAUAUUUUUAUUCUUUAGAAACAGUAUGCGCAAAGUGGCAAAACCCAGGUUUUUAAACUUAGACUUUUUAAUAGAAGUCUUUGAAUAAUGCAGUCUAACCUUUUCUGAUUUUGACUUUAAGAUUUUCAAUUGUAGGAAAAACAAUUUAACUCUGUGUAAUGUCAUUUUUUUUUUAAAUUUCUUCUAUUCCCAUGUACCAGGUUUUUUUUCUUUUUUUUAAUAAAGACAAGGAGAAAUGUUCUUUUAAAUGUUGUUAAGAAUUUACAUGAUAUUGAGAUAUGGCUUACUUUGUUCCCUUGAAUAUGACGAAAAGAAUUGUAAUGAAAAUGGCAUUUAUGAUCAUUGUAGAAUUUAGAUGACUUGCGUAGUAUCUAAUGGUAUGCUGACAUGUAUGCAUGCUUUUCAUCCUGUUCUGCUGUUUUUAAAGUUGGAGUGCUUAAUAGAGCUGGUGAGAGCUGGAGCCACUCUGAACGUGUCCACCACGCGGUAUGCCCAGACGCCAGCCCACAUUGCUGCUUUUGGAGGACAUCCUCGGUGCCUCAUCUGGUUGAUUCAAGCAGGGGCCAACAUUAACAAACAGGAUUAUGAGGGUGAAACCCCCAUUCAUAAGGCGGCUCGCUCUGGCAGCCUAGAUUGCAUAAGUGCCCUUGUGGCCAACGGAGCUCAUAUCGACCUGAGAAAUGCCAGCGGCCUGACGGCGGCAGACAUUGCGCAAACCCAGGGUUUUCAGGAGUGUACCCAGUUUCUCUUGAACCUUCAGAAUUGUCAUCUGAACUGUUUCUAUAACAAUGGCACCUUAAAUGGGGUUCAUCAGAAUGUAUUUCCAAAUCAUGUUAGUAUGGGAACAAACCGAAAGAGGUCCUUGGAAGAUUCGGAAUCCGUUGGUGUAAAGAAAGCUAGGAUUGAAGCUCAUAGCUCGGGUCUCUGCAUGCCUCUAGUGAACGGCGAGGCCGAAGACGAUGCGGACAAAAUGCACGUUGAUAGAGAGUUCGCUGCUGUAACAGAUAUGAAAAACAGUAGCUCCGUAUCGAAUACGUUGACAAAUGGAUGUAUCAUCAAUGGACAUUUGGACUUCCCCUCCACGACACAGCUCAGUGGGAUGGAAGACAGAAAUGACCAGUGCUUAACAGGAUCUAAUGGCAUUAGCGAUGGACUGGUUCCUGGACCGCCGUGUGGGGGCGUUAAUAGCCCCGAGGAGCCAGAGAGGACUGUGAGCGGUAACUCUGAUCUCUGCGGUUCUCUGCAUCUCAACGGUAGUCCAAGCAGCUGCAUAGCUAGUCGGCCCUCCUGGGCGGACGAUAUUGAGGAGAAUCUGCAUUACGGACAUUACCACGGAUUUGGGGACACUGCGGAAAGCAUCCCUGAGCUUAACAGUGUCAUAGAGCAUUCCAAUUCUGUUAGAGUGGAGGAGAGAUAUGACAGCGCCAUCUUGGGUACAAUGCACCUUUAUCAUGGCUCUUAGAAAUUUCUGGCCCGUCUUUGAUCUGAAAUGCAUUAAUCCUGCCUGUCAACCAACUCAAAAUGUUAAUGUAGCAUUAACGUGAAGGAAUGCCACAACUUGUACUUUUUCUUUUAAUGUACUUUACUGACAAAGGAACCUUUUAUUGAACAGUUUCCUACUUAGUCCUAGUUAGUGCAGGAGUAGGGCUUACCGAGUAUGGAGGUGUAUAUACAGUGGGACAUCAGUAGGGCUUACCUAGUACAGAGGUGCAUACACAGUGGGACAUCAGCCCUUUUAUAAGAUGCACUCUUGGAAUUUAGUUUUUCUGUCACCAAACUCAAUAUUUCCUUUUAAUACCGUCACCAGAAAUUGUUAUAUUUCCUUUUGUCGGAUUAAAUUAUACCUGUUCAAGGUAAACUAGGAGGCAGUAAAUGAGGUGCCUGGUAAAUUUAUUCACAUGUACAUCGGUUCGCAGAGCUUGCCUUUACUAUUUCCUGUUGGGUUCUUGACAGAGCGCAGCUGUUUCCCUACGCAGGCUACAGCCUUACAGCGGAUUUCUUGCAGUGAUUUGUAUGAAGAGAAGAAGUUGUCUUUCUCAAUGUCAUUAGAUGCUACCUUUGUAACUUGCCAUGUGGUGAAGAUUUUAGUUGUAAACACACACCGUGGAUUGGGGUAUAAAUGGUCUCCCCAAAUGAUGUGAAGUAGAUCACUGCCUUGUGUUUCACUGAAAACAGGCCAGCCUGGAACUUUUGAUUUAUUGUAUUUUUAUUCUGCAUUUCCUACUUGGUCUCUGGAGUUUUUACCACAGAUAACAGUUUCCUUGACAUGUAGUAGAAAUCACUAUUUGCAGGAACUGUCAGGUGAAAAUAUUUAACUAUUUUGACUUCUAUUUUCUUUCUUCCUUAGUUUUACUUUUUGGGGGUUUUCUGCUUUAAAAUAUAUACUGCUAUGUAUAUCCAGUUAAGUGAGAGAAUUUUUAAUCUCGCUCAAUAAAACUGCAUUAAGUUUAUGGUUUUAUAGAUGUUAAUUUUGUUUAGACAACUUAGUGGUUACACUGUGCAAAUAUUGUAAUAGAUUUUUACUUUUCUGAUUUUUGUAAUAAAAACUGGUAAAGAUAGAUAAAAUGUCAAAGGGAUAAA